Messenger RNA from Callorhinchus milii (elephant shark), 924 nucleotides. RefSeq names its product metalloreductase STEAP1. Gene Ontology annotation, cellular component: plasma membrane; endosome. NCBI's taxonomy places the organism in Eukaryota, Metazoa, Chordata, Chondrichthyes, Chimaeriformes, Callorhinchidae. The transcript has 3 exons. The coding region runs from base 1 to 924 and encodes 307 amino acids. The record is from RefSeq and is a predicted model, not a curated record.
AUGUCAGCAGGAAAUUUGACAUUGCCUAAUCGCCUCCCGUUUGAGGACUUUGAAUAUCCUUCUCAACUAGACAGACAAUUGGAGCUAUUCCCCCAGUGGCAUUUGCCUGUCAAGCUAGCAGGAGGAUUGUCUCUUUCUGUCUUCAUGUACACUUUCCUCCGGGAUGUCAUUCACCCCUAUGCGACUGAAAAUAAAAAUGUAUUUUAUAAAAUUCCCAUUUUGGUAAUGAACAAAGUGUUGCCAGUGGUUGCCAUCAUCCUUUUGGCUUUGGUGUAUUUGCCAGGGAUUUUUGCUGCAGCUUUCCAACUCUAUUUUGGUACCAAAUACAGACGUUUCCCUCGCUGGUUAGCUCGGUGGAUGCUGUUACGGAAACCUCUUGGACUCCUUAGCUUCUUUUACGCAGUGCUGCAUGCAUUCUUCAGUCUGUGCUACCCAAUGCGAAGGUCGUACAGAUAUAAGUUACUCAACUGGGCAUAUCAGCAGGUGAAACAAAACAAAGAAAAUGCAUGGAUUGAAGAUGACGUCUGGAGAAUGGAAAUAUACGUGUCUCUAGGAAUCCUAGGUCUUGCAAUUCUUUCCUUAUUGGCUGUGACUUCAGUUCCGUCUAUCAGCAAUUCAUUGAACUGGAGAGAAUUUCAAUGCAUACAGUCGAAGAUGGGAUAUUGCGCACUACUACUAUGUACUUUGCACGCUCUGGUGUUUGCCUGGAGAAAGUGGGUGGACCUCAGUUACUUCGUCUGGUACACACCUCCUACAUUUAUGAUUGCCGUUUUUCUGCCUAUUCUAGUCUUGGUAGGCAAAACUGUAUUGAUGUUCCCAUGCUUUGCAAAUCAAUUAGCUCAAAUUCGAAGAGGGUGGGAUCUGUCUACAAAACAUAAAAUGGAUUCCCCUCUUAACAAUGAUGUAACAGAAGAUGAAGUCUGA